Messenger RNA from Paramecium sonneborni, 2682 nucleotides. The record is from the annotation of a GenBank genome assembly. Lineage: Eukaryota; Ciliophora; Oligohymenophorea; Peniculida; Parameciidae.
AUGUCUCCCAAUAUGUAAUUACCUCCUUUUCCUACAUUUCCAAUUAUUGCCAAUUGUGAGUAUAGGACUACUGUUUAACUUAAAAAUGAAUUUAUUUAGACUUUUAAAUAUGAAUUAGACCUAUGUUAAUUUAUUAUAGAAAUAGAAAAAGAAUUAGCCAAAUUUAUACUUCCUAUUGAUUAUUCAAUUAUAAUACAUUAAAAUGGCAAACCAAUUUAUGAACCCUAUUUAAAUUCGUAUUUAGAAAUACCAAAACAUCUAGAUUAUAUUGUUAGAGCUUUCAUAUAUUUUAACUGCAAUUAAACCGUAUUUCAAUUAGAAAUAAACCCAUUUGAUAAAAUUCUAAGGAUUAAACAAUAAAUAUUCUCUUCAUAGAAUAUUAAUUAGGAAUUUUCUCUUAUCUAUAAUAAUAAAAAAUUAAAUGAUGAAUAUUAGUUCAUCAGUUAUUUGAUUCCUAAUUAUUCAGAAAUUAUUAUUAAGUUUUCUAACAGAAUCACAUUUUUUGUUAAAUAUCAAAAUACAGUUAUUCAUUAGUACUCUAUUUAACCAAAUGAAAAAGUUGGGGUUGUCAAAAGUAAAUUAAAAUAUGUUUUUAAAAUACCUGAAAAUUAAAGACUUGAAUUAAUCUAUCAGUAGACAUAUCUAAAUAAUGACGAGCUAAAAUUGUCUUAUUUAUAAAUAAAAGAUGAUUGUGAAAUAGAAGUCACUAUUGGAAAAAUAUAUAAAUUGAUAUUAGAAGACGAUGCUUCAUAAUAAAAAUAUACAUGUCAAGUUAAAUAAGCUGCUUUAGUUUCCAGUUUAGAUAAUUAUGGUCCAUUUAAAGAUUAUAAUGUUAGCUACUAUUUUAAUGACAAAGAACUUGAUAAAAAUAAACAUUUUGAAUAAAUUUAGAAUAAUAAUGAUAUUAAUGUUAAUAUCAAAUUUAAAAAGAAAAAAAAACUGAUAACUGUUUUCUUCUAAGAUGAAAUGAAAUAAAAAAUACAAAUGGAAGUUAGUAUUACAGAUCCUAUUAAACUUGCAUUGUAAAUAAUAAAUAAAGCAAAUGAUCCAAUAACCAUCAUUUAUAAUGAUAAAAAGAUAUCAAUUGAAAAUACUUAUGCUUAAGAAGCAAUUAAAAAUGGAAGCAUCAUUAUAUAUUAUCUUAAUUAAUUUUAAAUCAAGUAUAGUAUUGCUCCUAAUCCUCAAGAAUAUUCUCUUUAAAUCACACAAUAAAUUGACGGGGCUUAAUUAUUAAAUAUGAUAUCCAGGAAUUAAAAAGGAUUAAGCUAAACAUUCAAAUUGAUGUUGAAUAAUAGUGAAUUUCCUGCAAAUUAAAUGGUUGAUCCAUUUGAAAAUUAAUGUUUUAGAGUAGUUCCAACAUUUGAAAUAUAAUUUCGAUUUUUGAAUGAUGGUAAAAUUUAUAAAGAAGUAUUUUCAAUUGAAGAUUCAAUUUUAAAUGCAAGAUAAAGAUUUUCAUAAAAAUUUAAUAUUCCUCUCAAUUAGUUAUUUAUUUUAUUUAUGGAUCUAGCCAUAAAAGAUGAAUAUUUAAUACAAUAAUAUUAAAAGAAGGAUCUUUGGAUUUGUGAAACCAUACGAGUUAAAUUCCAAUAGAGAAAUGGCAGUUUAUUAACAUUAAAAUAUUACAAUAAAAAUCUUUAAAUAAAAGAAAUAUUAAAAGACUUAUUAAAAUCUUUUUCACAAUAAGCAUGCAAGUGUUUAUUCAAUAAUUAAUUAGUUAAUGAAUCGAAUAUGUUAAAAGAAAUUACGAAUUAAUCAGAAAUUGUUUUAAUUGUUGAUUUUUUGUAAGAUUUACAACUUAUAGAUAAAUUAAAAAUAUAAUAAGAAAUAACAGUUUAGUUUUAUCCAAAAGAAAUAGUAGCGUCAAUUUUUUCUAGAUAUCUGAGAGGCAAUUUCUUCUUCUAUCAUAAUAAUUAAUUGAUUGAUACAUCAAUGAAUUUUGAAGAUAAUCAUAUUUAAAACAAAUCUUAAAUUUAUUUUGAAGAAUUCUAUAAUUAUACUUUAGAAAGUCUUAAAGAUAAUUCAUAAAUUUAAUUUCAAGCUCCAAAAUUUACUAAAAUUAAAGAUGCUAUUUCCCCUUAAAUUAAAGAUAAAUAUUAAGAACAAUUUUCUAUAUUUUAUAACAAUCAUCAAAUAAAUAUAGAAAAAACCUUUUUUGAAGAAAACAUAAGGGAUGAAAGUAAAAUUUAAAUUAUCUUCAAUAAUUCUUUAAUAGUAAUUGUUCGCGAUCAGGAUCAUUUAAAAAAAUUUACUGCUCCUUCAAAUUAAACAAUCGGAGAACUCAUUAAAAAGUUAGAAGGUAAUCCAAAAAAAAAAUUAUAUAGUGCAAUAAAUUAAAAUUUAUUAGAAGAUCAGACAAAAUUAUCUACUUUAAGUAAUAAUAAUAAUGUAGUCGAACUAAUAUACUAGGAAGAUUUUAACAAUUAAAAUACUGGUUAUUUACCUUCUGAACCAAUAUAAAUGUUAGGCAAUGAUAUUUAGAUUAUUAUUAAGAAUAUGUAAAAUGAUGAUAAAUCAUUUGAGAUUGUGAGAUUAAAUUAAAAAAUAGCAGACUUUAUUAAUCAAUUUAAAUUAAAGAAUUCAUUGUCAAAUAUAACAAUAUUUUAUGGAGGAGAAAUAGUCGAUAUCAAUAAGACAUUUGAAGAAAUUAAUGUAACAACAAACAGCGAAUUUGAAAUUUUAUGA